Messenger RNA from Sphenostylis stenocarpa, 1344 nucleotides. The record is from the annotation of a GenBank genome assembly. Lineage: Eukaryota; Viridiplantae; Streptophyta; Magnoliopsida; Fabales; Fabaceae.
AUGCCGAGCUUCAAUUCUGAGUUACCCAUUUCCAAUUCAAGUUAUGCAGAGGGGAGCACAAUUGAUUCUUUUCGUGUUUCUGACUUUGGAGCAUUUGAUCAGUCAUAUCGCGUAGAGGAUGCUGUUGACCUUAGUGGAAACCCAAUUUACAACUCACUAAAAGUAAGUAGCCAAACAAUUUCUCCGGAUUCUGAUCACAUUAGUAGCCUUGGUCAGUUGCCAACUUCACUUGAUAAAAGCCCAUUGACGAAUCAAACAGAGCCGCAUAGGUUGCAAUUACAGAAGGUUCAAUCAUCAAAUCCUGGCACCAUAUUAGUUGGUAAUACAGAUAACCAGGAGGAGUCUCCCAUGGCUGAAGGCAGUCCUAGGACUGAUAUUUCUACAGAUGUUGAUACUGAUGACAAGAAUCAGCCGUUUGAUAGAAAUCGAUCCCUUGCUAUUGUUUCUGACUCUAGUGACAGGUCGAAAGAUAAAUCAGAUCAGAAGACUCUGCGCAGGCUUGCUCAAAACCGUGAAGCUGCAAGAAAAAGCCGUUUGAGAAAGAAAGCCUAUGUGCAGCAGUUAGAAAGUAGUCGUUUGAAGCUGACCCAACUAGAGCAAGAGCUGCAGCGAGCUAGGCAGCAGGGAAUCUUCAUAUCAAGCUCGGGUGAUCAAGCACAUACAUUGAGUGGAAAUGGGGCAAUGCAAUUUGAUGCAGAGUAUGCAAGGUGGCUGGAAGAGCAGAAUCGACAAAUAAAUGAGCUAAGAGCGGCUGUAAAUUCUCAUGCAAGUGACACUGAACUUCGCAUGAUUGUUGAUGGUAUAUUGGCACAUUAUGAUGAGAUUUUUAGGCUGAAAGGUGUUGCAGCUAAGGCUGAUGUUUUCCAUUUGUUGUCUGGUAUGUGGAAAACGCCUGCUGAGAGGUGUUUUUUGUGGCUUGGUGGUUUUCGGUCAUCUGAACUCCUCAAGCUGCUGGCAAAUCAAUUGGAACCUCUCACAGAGCAGCAACUGAUGGGUAUCACCAACUUGCAGCAAUCUUCCCAACAAGCAGAAGAUGCAUUGUCUCAAGGCAUGGAAGCAUUGCAACAGUCCCUUGCCGAGACCUUGUCCACCGGAGCACCUGCCUCGUCUGGUUCAUCAGGGAAUGUGGCAAAUUACAUGGGUCAAAUGGCCAUGGCCAUGGGUAAGCUAGGGACGCUUGAAGGUUUCAUUCGACAGGCUGAUAAUCUUCGUCAGCAGACUCUACAACAAAUGCACCGCAUACUGACAACUCGCCAAUCAGCUCGAGCCCUCCUUGCUAUUCAUGACUAUUUUUCGCGACUGCGUGCUCUCAGUUCACUCUGGCUGGCUCGCCCAAGAGAUUGA